CCCAAGACCUGGCAUCAAAUGUCAACAGAAUUUAAAACAAAAGAGUAUUCAUUGCGCAAUGUCACCUUCAGUCGCAAGGAAAACUGUUAGAUCGGCCAAGAUAGAUUUGUAUAAAUAGCACUUUAGCAACGAUCAGAUCAGAGCAUUAUCAUCAUUGUUGGUUCGACUUGGUCUCGUAAAGAACGACUGUCUUCCACACUUGAAGCUUCAUUCGAAUAUCUUUACGGAAUCUUCUUCAAGGAGUCUUGUCCGUUUGAGGAGAAGAUGCAGGGUUUCGUUUGUGUGUUAGUGUGUCUAGCAGCUUUAGCUGCUCAAACUCAAGGGCAGGUUGGACAACCGGGAGGACAACCGGGGAGACAACCGGGGAGACAACCGACUGGACAACCGACUGGACAACCGCGUAUGCAACCGACUGGACAACCACGACAACCUGGAAGACAACCGGGACAACCGGGCGGACAACCGGGAGGGCAACCGGGAGGACAACCGGGGCUUCCCGGUGGACAACCCGGACUACCCGGUGGACAACCAGGAUUUCCGCGUUGGCAACCAGGACAACCGGGUGGACAGCCCGGUGGUCAACCCGGUGGUCAGCCCGGUGGUCAACCCGGUAUCCGCCCAACUGCUAUAUCAUGUCCCGAACUAUGGAUACAACACAAGGGCAGCUGCUAUCGUAUGGAGAGUGGCGCUUCAAGUCAGAUGCGGUUUGGCGCUACAGGACCUACCUUCUAUGGUUACAACGAAGGGCUGACGCAGGCUAGCGCUAAUAGCUACUGUGGAGUGUUACAACCCGGCUCCUCCCUCGUGACCGUCAACACCUUGGAAGAGAACAACUUCCUCUACAAGUGGGUGGUAGGGAUGCUGGGUCACAACGCUAGACCCGUCUGGAUUGGUCUUCAUGUUGGGCCUACUGGACUGAUGCAGUGGUACAGCGGGGAAACGUCUGCGUACACCAACUGGGAAGAGAUCCCUGAGCCGUUCGAUGGAGCUACGAUGUUCGAUGUUCAACCUAAUAACCAAAUGAAUAACCAGGUUGACCUAACAUCCCAGUGGAGCCGAGAGGAUCCUUAUAACGAGCGGAUGUUUAUCUGUGAGCACCGACCGAGGGGGCUGGGGGCUCCAGCACCAACGCAGCCAGGAGCUACCAUGCGACCUUUCAUGCUGAGUAACAAUCGUAAUAGCCUUAUGGGUGUUCUCAGAGGAGGAGCUUUCGGAGGGUCUCGGCUCCAGGAGGUACGACGUGGACGGCCUGCAAGCUUUAGGAUGAACCCAUAUUUCGCUGUGCGACCAUAACUUUCAAACCUAUUCAUUGAACUGUUCAGUCUUAUGCCUCAGUCACACCGCCCAACCGAUUCCACACCGACCCCAAACCAAACCGACUGAUUCUGCGUCGUUCGGUGUAAUGUAAUUGCUCCGUUUGUUGUUGGUCAGCGCCCUGUUGCACAGAACUUACCAUUGAUGGUAACUUUGCCAUCAAUGGAAACUAUUAUGGUAACAGGGCUCAACAGCCAAUCAAAAUCAAGGUUUCCAUGGUAGUUACCACUGAUGGCAAAGUUAUCAUCAAUGGUAAGGUUUGUGCAACAGGGCCCUAAUGUCGGUCCCGUCGGUGUGACUGGAGUAUUGCAAUUUUCAUCCCAAUGUUAAUAGUCGAUGGAAGGCGCAAGAUCGCCAACCAUAUGCCACUUGAAAAACCAUAUACCUUUUGCCUAUGUUAGCUAUAUAUGUUUCCUUCCUGCUGUUGCACAGCAGUUCGUUUAUUAAAGCUCAUAGCCCCAAAAUAGUGAUAGUUGCAUAACCGGAAGUCGUGCAUCACCGAAAUAGUUUCAUCCCAUAUAGAUUGUAAAUUGGACGAAACUAUAGAAUUUUGUACACCUUGAAAUAAUGACCUUUAAAUGAGCCCACACGUGUGCGUCACAAAAUUGAGGUCCAUGGUCACAACUAUAUCUCUUAAUACCCUAUAUUUAAGGCCACCUCUGUGAGUUGGUCUAGCAGAAGACGGUCGGCUAUCUGUUUCUCCUACAAUUUGAAUCUGACUGACCCCUAUUUGAAACUGAGUCAUGUUUUUCGGAUGAUGACGUUAAAGGUCAGUCCCGAGUUCGCGCCUGUCAAGAAAUUUUAUAUUUUCAACGUUCUUGGAUUGUGUACUCGUGUACGCGAUUCUGUUGUACGUAUUGUUUCGUUGUUGCUUUGUAAAUUUUGUUCAAGAAAAGAAAACAAGUAUAUUACAUA
Messenger RNA from Strongylocentrotus purpuratus (purple sea urchin), 2229 nucleotides. RefSeq names its product 30 kDa spicule matrix protein. Gene Ontology annotation, biological process: biological process involved in interspecies interaction between organisms. The coding region runs from base 265 to 1293 and encodes 342 amino acids. The record is from RefSeq and is a predicted model, not a curated record. Gene Ontology annotation, cellular component: external side of plasma membrane. Gene Ontology annotation, molecular function: carbohydrate binding. The transcript is spliced from 2 exons. Lineage: Eukaryota; Metazoa; Echinodermata; Echinoidea; Camarodonta; Strongylocentrotidae.